Molecule: messenger RNA, 1355 nt
Organism: Magnolia sinica
Lineage: Eukaryota; Viridiplantae; Streptophyta; Magnoliopsida; Magnoliales; Magnoliaceae
Exons: 10
Coding region: 26-1216 (396 amino acids)
Molecular function (GO): phosphoglycerate dehydrogenase activity; NAD binding
Source: RefSeq, a predicted model, not a curated record
ACAGGUACGGUCCUGCUAGUCUCAGAUGCCACAGUCCCUCUUCGAGUUCUUCCUCUGCAUUCAAAUGCUGCGACAGCUCUCAAAUCAGAGAAAUCGGAUUUCAAAACGCGCCAUUUCUGCUGCUAGCUUUCUCCACAGUGCAGAUUGCUCAAAACAGGUUGAGAAAAUGGCAGAGAAUGGCAACAAUCACAUAACCCAUGUGCUCUUUUGUGGGCCUCAUUGGCCUGCUUCUCAAAAUUAUACAAGGGAAUAUUUGCAGAGCUAUCCAUAUAUCCAGGUCGAUGAUGUGCCCCUUGAUGAUGUACCUGAUGUUAUUGGGAAAUACCAUGUUUGUGUAGUAAAAAAUCGGCGUCUUGAUUCCAAAGUAAUUGCUCGCGCGAAUCAAAUGAAGCUUAUCAUGCAGUAUGGUGUUGGACUGGAAGGUGUUGAUGUUGCUGCUGCCACACAGCAUGGAAUUAAAGUUGCAAGAAUUCCUAGUGACAUGACUGGAAAUUCAGUAUCAUGUGCAGAAAUGGCCAUAUACUUGAUGUUGGGCCUUCUCAAAAAGCAAAAGGAGAUGGAAGCUGCUGUAAAACAGAAAAGGUUAGGAGAGCCGCUUGGUGAAACUCUAUUUGGAAAAACUGUCUUGAUUGUGGGAUUUGGAAACAUUGGAAAUGAUAUUGCAAAACGUUUGUGGCCAUUUGGUGUAAGAAUUAUUGCAACGAAACGGAGUUGGCCCUUGAAUCUACCCGAUGCCACCCUGUCAAAUGGUUCCAAUGAUAGAUCUUCAGUCAGCAUUCGAAGUGAUGGCAUUGAUGGUCUGGUUGAUAAGAAGGGUGGUCCUGAGAAUCUCUAUGAUUUUGCUGGAGAGGCUGACAUAGUUGUUACUUGCUUAUCCUUGAAUAAUGAAACGGCUGGCAUAGUGAACAAGGAAUUUCUCUCUUCAAUGAAAAAGGGUUCCCUUCUGGUGAAUAUUGCUCGAGGAGGUCUCCUAGACUAUGAAGCUGUAAAGCAUCACCUUGAAUCAGGCCACUUGGGAGGAUUAGGCCUUGACGUUACUUGGACAGAACCAUUUGAUCCUGAGGAUCCAAUAUUGAAGUUUCCAAAUGUCCUGGUCACGCCUCAUGUUGCCGGUGUCACUGAAUAUUCUUACAGAAAAAUGGCUAAGGUUGUUGGCGACUGCGCUCUUCAACUGCAUUCAGGGUCACCAUUUAUGGGAAUUGAGCUUGUGAACUGAAACACAAACUGAAUGAGGAGUUCUUGUCCGGAUACCCAUUGUCUUGUGAAUGAGAUUCAUCUGUCAUCAGAGAUUAAGUCGCUUCUACUCUUCAGAAGGAUUAACGACAUUCUAGCUGUCUUAACUUUUGACUGUGAAA